CUUUUCCUCUUAUUUUCUCAUUCCUGUCUCCCCAACACUUUCUCUCUCUCUUUCCUUCUCUUUCCUUUCGUCCAAACAAGGGGCAGAUGAGUCGCCUGGCACCAUUGUCAGAGGAACCCAUUGACGAAGACUCCACAAACUGUUCGAAGAAAAGCCAUUCAUGGAAAAGCUGGCUCAAGGCUCAUUUCUCUCUUGUUUUUACUAAAAAGUCUGACCUCAAGGUCCUCUUAAGUGUUUUGGGUUGCCCUCUGUUUCCUGUUUCAGUCCACCCUGAAUCACCCAUCAACGAGGUAUCCUCCUCUGCACAAUACAUAAUACAGCACUUCAUAGCAGCAACAGGAUGCCGUAAAUUGGAAGGGAGAGUGAAAAAUGUUUUUGCAACAGGAAAGGUGACAAUGGCGAUGAUAGAUGAGCUUGGAGGCUCAACUGGUACGGUGUCUGGAACUGGUGGAGUUGCACAGAAAGGGUGCUUUGUAAUAUGGCAAAUGGUACCUAAUAAGUGGCUAAUUGAACUGGUUGUGGGUGGUCACAAGGUUGUAGCAGGUAGUGAUGGCAAUGUGGCUUGGCGCCACACACCGUGGCUAAAUGCACAUGCAGCCAAAGGUAGUGUUCGUCCUCUUCGGAGAGCUCUUCAGGGACUGGAUCCUCUGGCAGUAUCAGCUGUGUUUUCCUCAGCACAGUACAUGGGAGAGAAGCGGAUUUCAGGAACUGAUUGUUUUGUGUUGAAAUUGGCUGCUGAUCAAGCAGACUUGGCUGAAAGAAGUGAUAGCACUGCUGAGAUGAUCAAGCAUGCCGUAUUCGGCUACUUCAGCCAAAGAAGCGGGCUGCUGGUAUUUUUAGAAGACUCUUACUUAACAAGGAUUCAAUCACCUGGAACCCACCCCACAUACUGGGAAACUACAAUGGCUACAAAAGUUGAGGACUACCGGACAGUAGAGGGUGUGAUGAUUGCACAUGGUGGUCAGUCAAGUGUGAUCAUCACUAGGUUUGGGGACAAUUUAAAGGCAGGCCUCUCUGUUACGCGCAUGGAGGAAAUCUGGACCAUUGAUGAUCUUGCAUUCAACGUGCCUGGCCUCUCCAUCGAUUACUUCAUUCCUCCUAAAGAAGUACAGAAAGAUUUCCCAGAGGAGAAUCCUGGGUGGAGAUCACCAUUACAACAAUGACACACCAAUCUUGAUCUGCUGUUCCCAGUUUCUUCAAUAAGAGGAUUGCAUAUCAUUAACAUUACCCGGCAUAGGUGAUCACCAUUGGCAUGUAUAUACACAAUACAUAACAUAUAUUUUUGGGUCCUUUUUUUAUUUAGAACUUAAGAAUCAUUCUGUAUCACCCAUUUUGAGCAUAUAUGCAGAACAGAAACCCCUUUCUGUCAUCUUUAAAUCUUUGUACUUUUUGCUGAAUAUUUCUACGAAGUUGUACAUCACCCACCAUGUUAAUAUGA
Rubroshorea leprosula is the source of this 1438-nucleotide messenger RNA. Lineage: Eukaryota; Viridiplantae; Streptophyta; Magnoliopsida; Malvales; Dipterocarpaceae. The record is from the annotation of a GenBank genome assembly.